This is a messenger RNA of Pseudomassariella vexata, 1491 nucleotides long. RefSeq names its product GLUT4 regulating protein TUG-domain-containing protein. The transcript has a single exon. The record is from RefSeq and is a predicted model, not a curated record. Gene Ontology annotation, molecular function: protein binding. Bases 1 to 1491 code for a protein of 496 amino acids. Lineage: Eukaryota; Fungi; Ascomycota; Sordariomycetes; Amphisphaeriales; Pseudomassariaceae.
AUGGCAACCAACGUCAAGGUCGUGAGCACCGACCUGCGGACCACGACGGUCAAGGUCACUCCUGCCACUUACCUGACCGAGAUUCUCGACAAAGCCUGCGCAAAAUGGGGCUUGCAGUCGGACAGAUAUCUGCUAAAGCACAACAACAAACAACUUGACCUGUCCAAUACUUUCCGUAAUGCCGGGCUUGUCCCUGGCGCUAAGCUCGAGCUGAUCACGAAAUCGAAGUCGCCCUCUGUUCUCAGCAUCGCUCUAGCUUUACCCGAACGGGAAGCAAGUUCAUUCGGAAACCAGAGGGCUGUCGAGAAACUACCCAGCGACUACACAAUAUGGAGUGUGCUUCGAUAUUUUGAGGCGCAGACGUUCCAGGGGAAGAACAUCAACAUCACUGGACGAGGUGUGCCGCAAAUAAGCAAUGGACAAGGACCAGGACAGCUCUAUUAUGAGACGCCAGUACUGCAGAUCGAGCAGCGAUCGUUUUCGACAUUCGUCGAUUUUCAGAAAACUUUGUCGUCGCUGGGCUACAAUUCAGGAUCCGUCCUGAUUAGGCUGUCAUUCAAGAAGACCGAAAGGACGCUCGUGGAGGCCAUGGAAUACAUCACUCAAUAUUUCCAAGGGGAGAAGGAGCAGGAGAAAGAGACGACUGCUAGAGCUGCGGAGCGGGCCCAGCCUUCCACAUCAAAUGCUGAGAGCAAGGGUAUCACACUCAAAGCGGACGGUCCAGCUGAAGUUGAUGGGGAACCAGCCCCUCAACCCGAGGCUGCUCCGACAGAGCAGGUACAAGCAGAACCUGGUGCUAUGGAUGUCGAUUCCGCACCUACUGGCAAUCCUCUAGUCCCUGUGUCCAUCUUCUCAGCUCCGUCGGCUUCGACCCCGGCAGCUGCACGUAUCAAUGAGCCGGACGAAGUCUAUGAACCAGGAUUGGCCCAGUUGACAUCUCGUCAGCAGUUCUUGAAGACUGCCGCUCAGAACAAGCGGCUUCCUUCUGACAAAGAGAUUGCGGAGAAGGCCGCCGCGGAAGCCGCGAGGCUUGAUGCUAUCAAGUCCGUUGACGUCAAGGUCCGGUUUCCGGAUAACACAUCGGCACAAUGGCAGUUUGACCAAAGCGCGACCGGCGAGUUGCUACACCGGGCGGUUCGUAACGUGAUGGCAGCUCAGCAAGCCCCUUUCAAGCUCAUCCUGCCCGGUCCCCAGCAUGUCGCCAUCCGCGAUGACUCGGCGAAUCUCAUCAGAACGUACAACCUAACCAUCCGGACCCUGGUGAAUCUAGUAUGGGACGACUCAGUUCCAGAUGCGGCACGGAAACAGCCCUUUUUGAGGCAGAGUGCCGCUCAAAGAGCUCAAGCAAUCAUUGUGCCGGAGGUGCCGCAAGUUGAGGAGAACGAGCCGACCCCGGCUGUACCGCAACGAUCCGACGAACCUAGGCGAGACGUUGGUUCGAAGGGGACGCCCAAGUGGCUGAAAGGACUGCCUGGUCUUCGAAAUAAGUAA